AUGAAUAACAAAGAGAAACUACCACUAAGCGGAGAUCCUCGCGGAAUCCUGGGGCUUCCUCAAGAGCUGGUUCCAAAGAUCAUGGGCCAUUUGAGUGUAAAGCACAUAAAAAGGCUGAUGAAGUGCAACUCGCUUCUUUAUAGAAGGCUGAGAAAUGACUUUUCGCUGUGGAGAUGCUUCACAUCUGGAAGGUAUCCAUGCAUUGCUGGGUACAUCAGUGAGAUUAAGAAUAGAUACACAUUGAUGAAGAACAUAUCCCGAUCUAGGAACGAAAGAAGCGUCGACUUUGAGACCAACCAGUCGGACAUCACGUUUAUGCAGAUUGAUAAGGACAAGGUGGCAUGCUCCUCAGAUGACCAGACCAUAAAGAUAUUUGGAAUGGACGGAAGGCUCAUAAGAACGUUUGUUGGGCAUAAGGGAGGCGUGUGGACCUUCAUGUUCAACGACAAGUACCUUGUAAGCGGAAGCACAGAUAAGACAGCCCGGAUUUGGGAUUUGUGGACAGGGUGCACUCUCUGCGUUCUUAUUGGGCAUAAGUCUGUUGUCAGGUCCCUGAAGAUCUACGAUGAUUACAUAGCAACUGGAAGCAGAGAUGCUGAGAUAAGGAUUUGGAAUUUCAGGGGAACGUGUCUCAACGUGCUGAAGGGGCAUACGAUGAGCGUCAGGUGCAUGGAUAUGGGAGAGAGCUAUCUUGUGAGCGGGUCUUAUGACGGAAGUGUUGCCCUGUGGGAUUACAGAAGGGGAAAGCUCCUGAGAUACCUAAAGCCGCACUCUCUCAGGGUGUAUUCUGUCUCACUCUCGUCAAGUUAUGUUGCAUCUGGAAGCCUAGACUCCAGUGUCCAUGUCUCUACCCUUGAUGGAAAGUUACAGUGCUCGUACAGGAUCCACCGCUCAUUAGUAAUUUGGCUCAAGUUUGUUGGCAGCGGUCGUUUCCUGCUUAGUUCUGGAGCGGACGGGAUUUUAUGCAAGUGGGAUGUUUUGGAAAACGCUCUUGUAUACAAAAUAGAGGAAAGUGGGCACAUAACGGCCCAGGCGGUGAUUGAGGAUCUGCUGAUAGUCGGGACCAAGAGAGAGGUAAAGAUAUACAAUCUGAGUGAUGGAAGCUUCAUUAGGACACUUUUCUCCACAUCGUCUCUAAUAAGCAAGGUUGAAGUGUCCGGAAGAUGCAUAUCCAUAGGAUACUACUCUGACUCUGGCGCUUGCAGAUUGGUAGUGUUUAACUAUUAG
This is a messenger RNA of Encephalitozoon cuniculi GB-M1, 1227 nucleotides long. Its product is annotated as WD40 domain-containing protein. Gene Ontology annotation, biological process: ubiquitin recycling; proteasome-mediated ubiquitin-dependent protein catabolic process. Gene Ontology annotation, cellular component: nucleus; cytoplasm. NCBI's taxonomy places the organism in Eukaryota, Fungi, Microsporidia, Unikaryonidae. Gene Ontology annotation, molecular function: ubiquitin binding. The record is from RefSeq and is marked provisional. The transcript has a single exon. Bases 1 to 1227 code for a protein of 408 amino acids.